CCUGAACAGCGUCACUAAACUCACCUGGCAGGUAAAAGUUGUUCAUCCUGCGGAGGAGCUGCAGCACCUUCUCUGACCAGCCGGAGUUCGCCAUUUAAACUCCCCGAGAGACUUAACUGUGUUCCCACCGGUUUUUACUUAGGUGGCGGUAUGCACCUGAACAAGUUGGUUGCGACCCGCCAUAAAACCCAAAGAAGAAGAAGAAGAAGAAGACGAAGAAGAAGAGUGAGCAUGUGCAGUGUGACGCUCCAUCUGCGCUCCAUGGCUUCAUCAGAGGUCAGCAUGCAGGAAAUGGGUGAGGUGGUCAUCGUUACCAUUCCAGAGUCUGUGGGCGAGGACCUUCCGUCUGUGGUGGAGGACGAUAAGGCAGUGCUGGUGACCGCAGAGCUGACUCCUCAGCCGGGGGAGGACGUCCUCACAAUGGUGCCAGAGGAAGCAGAAGCUGGAGCCAGCAGAGCAGAUUCACUGUCAAAGGAAGAGACUGUCAUUGUGAAGUUAACUGAGGAGGUGGAUGUGGAAGCUGACGUCUUCUACCCGAUCACCUGUGGAGACGCCAAAGCCACGCUAGUGUGGAAGAAGUUUGUCUGCCCUGGGAUCAACGUGAAGUGCGUCCAGUUCAAUGAGCAGCUGAUCAGCCCGAAGGAGUUUGUGUGUUUAGCAGGGAAAUCCACUCUGAAGGACUGGAAGAGAGCUAUCCGCCUCAACGGCACCAUGCUCAGGAAGAUCAUGGACUCAGGUGAACUGGACUUCUACCAGCACAUAAAGGUGUGCUCCAACACCUGCCGCAGCACUAAGAUAGACCUGGUGGGAACCAAAGUGUCCAUCGGCGGUGACCCGUCUGCCGAACUGCUUCCUGUCACCCCCUCAUCUGCUGAUCUGAACGGAGCAGCGGUCUCGUUUCCAGAGGUGAUGGAGGAAACGUCAGAGUGGGUCACAGCCAUCGGAGAGGACUCUGUGGCGUUCUGGCGUGGGGUGAAGGAGGCGGGCCUCCUGGAGGAGGUGGUGGAGGACUUCCAGAUAGAGCUGCAGGAGGUGAUGAAGGGGCUGCAGGAGAGGGCGUGUGACCCGCCACUACAGGUCAAAGUACUGGCGUGUAAACUGCUCCAUCACUAA
Messenger RNA from Micropterus dolomieu (smallmouth bass), 1113 nucleotides. Its product is annotated as glucocorticoid modulatory element-binding protein 2-like. The transcript has 10 exons. Bases 151 to 1113 code for a protein of 320 amino acids. NCBI's taxonomy places the organism in Eukaryota, Metazoa, Chordata, Actinopteri, Centrarchiformes, Centrarchidae. Gene Ontology annotation, cellular component: nucleus. The record is from RefSeq and is a predicted model, not a curated record. Gene Ontology annotation, biological process: positive regulation of transcription by RNA polymerase II. Gene Ontology annotation, molecular function: RNA polymerase II cis-regulatory region sequence-specific DNA binding; DNA-binding transcription activator activity, RNA polymerase II-specific.